CAGCGAUGCCAGCGGGGCCAGGCGAGACGUGCGGGGCGUAUCGUCGUGAGUUGCGUGUCGUCGUGCGGGGGUUGCACAAAAUUUAUUGAAAUCGAAGCCGAAGAGAUCGACGGAGGAACUGUUUUUGAUUGCCAGGAUGGACAAGCCGCCGUACAAGCUGAGCAGCGUGCUGCUCGGCCACAGCGCGGACGUGAGAGCGGUGACGACCUUCCUCGACGGUACCGUCGUGUCGGUCUCCCGGGACAAGACAGCGCGUGUAUGGAAACCGACCGGGAACGGCAACGAGUACGAGCAGAGCGCGACGUUAACGGGCCACUCUGACUUCGUCAAUUCGGUGUGCGUUAUAAAUCCGUCGGAGAGACAUCCCAAGGGUUACAUCAUCACCGGUGGCAACGACAACGCCAUAUGCGUCUACGUGGCCGACGAAACGGUGCCCGCGCACACCAUAAAGGCGCACCAGAACAAUGUGUGCAAUUUAAAGGCCGGCAAGAAGGAGGGUACGUUUCUCUCGAGCUCCUGGGAUCUCACCGCCAAAUUGUGGGACGUGGAUGACCUGAGCAAGCCGCAGCUGAACCUCGCGGGUCACACCGCCGCGGUGUGGUGCAUAGCGGAUCUGUCCAACGGCAAUAUAAUAAGUGGAUCGGCCGACAAGUUGGUGAUAAUAUGGUCGAGGGACGGUUCGGUGCUGCACAAAUUGACGGGACACACCGACUGCGUUCGCGACAUUGUCGACAUUAAGGAGGACGAGUUUCUAACUUGCGCGAACGACGCCACUAUAAGGCACUGGAGCGCUAAACUUGGGACCUGUUUAGGCACAUAUUGCGGGCACGAGAAUUAUAUCUACAGUAUAUCGGCCCUCCCGAAUGGUACAUACGUCUACUCGUCUGGGGAAGACAGGUCCAUUAGAAUAUGGUACAACGCGGAACUGAAACAAACCAUUGUUCUACCGACGCAGUCGAUAUGGUGCAUUGAUUUGUUCUCGAACGACGACAUAGUCGCCGGGAGUUCCGACGGUGCCGUCAGGAUAUUCUCGUCCAAUCCCGAACGGUACGCAAACGCGGAGACGUUGGAAGCGUUUGAGAAGGAGGUAGCGAAUACAGUUCUGAAUGCACAGCAGGCAAUCGGAGACAUCAAUGUAAAGGAUCUGCCAGAUUCGAAAGUUCUUCUACGGCCCGGCCAGAGAGACGGCCAGACAAAGAUAGUAAAUGAAGGGGAUGCAGUCAGGGCAUACAGUUGGUCGCAAAGCGAACAACGAUGGAUAAAAAUUGGCGACGUGAUGGGUGCGUCCGGCGGUACCGCGGCAACUUCCGGAAAGCAGCUUUACAAUGGCAUAGAAUACGAUUAUGUCUUUUCAGUCGACAUACAAGACGGUGUGCCACCUUUGAAACUUCCAUACAAUAAGAACCAAGAUCCAUGGCAUGUAGCACAGAAAUUCCUUCAUGACAAUAACCUCAGUCAAUUAUUUUUAGAUCAGGUUGCAAAUUUUAUAGUAAAAAAUUCUGAUCCAAGUCCAGUUUUAAAUACUGGAUCGCAAUAUGUCGAUCCUUUUACAGGAGGAAGCCGAUAUGUUCCUGAAUCAGGAACAUCGUCUAGCACGUCCGAUGUUAGUGCACAAGCAUCGACAUUUAGUUCUUUCAAGACAUCUACAUCACCCUCCUAUAUACCUCACUCGAAGUAUUUAAAGUUAGAACAAGCAAAUUUAACUGCUAUCUUCGAAAAAUUACACGAGUUAAAUGCUAAACAAGAAAGUACAUAUAAAGUACCAGAGGAGAAGCUGGAUGCAAUAGAAAAACUUAUGAGUAAUCAAAUAACUGAGGAAUUUCGGACUAGAGCUAUCGACGCACUGAAAAGCUUUCUGGAUUGGCCAAACGACACAGUGUUCCCAGCUCUCGAUAUAGCGAGACUCGCUGUACUUCACAAGGAAGUAAAUGAUCAACUGUGUACGGAAGAAUUACUACCGGUCAUACGAAGGCAUAUCAGAUCCGACGCAACUUCGUCGAAUCAAAUGCUCACCUUCCGUCUAAUGGCCAAUAUGUUCCAGCAUGAAAAGGGAGAGAAACUCUGUCUAGAUUACAGGGAUGAGAUACUCAAGUCUCUACUGGAUCUACAGUCCCUUGGAAACAAAAAUAAUCAGGUUGCAAUAUCAACAUACAUAUUGAAUCUAAUCGUAGCGCUUAGUAAAUACAACGAUACACCUGGUAGAACGAGAGCUCUAAAUGUAUUAGUUACUGUAUUGCCUCGUUUGAAUGAGUCUGAAGCAAUGUUCAGAGCCUUGGUUGGACUGGGAACAUUAUUGGCCGCUACACUAGAUCCCAGUGAUCGCAAUGAAUUAAUUAGUGCUGUGCGACAAUCCGAAACGGCUUUGAAUGUUCUUACAACUCUAUCAGAAAGCACAACCGACCUCAGUACGUCAAACAAAGUGGUAAACUGUUCCAAGCAGAUUAUCGAUUUAAUUAUCUAAUGCGCUUUACGAGCAGUGGGACUCUGCUUGUAAGAUUAUGAAAAUAAUUUCGUUUCGUAAUUAAUUGAACGAAAAAAGAAACGAGAGAAGAGAUUGAAAAGAUUACAAUUAUAUAUAUAUAAUUAAUGAUGGCAAAUGGUGAAUAUGAAGUAAGAAACCAUUUUUGUGAUGCACUAAUAUAAUUUCGGUGAACGCGACUGAAAAUAAGUUUGCACGUGUAUGUAUGUUUUGCAGCUCGGUUGCUCAAUCGUAAAAAAAAUAAAUACAUUUUUUAAUACAAUUAACAUUCAUUAUUUAAAUAUACUGUACUCUAUACUCCAUAAUAUACUUUCAAAAAAUAUAGAUCUACGUAUAAUUAAUGGAUUAAUACAUUAAUACUAUUUUAUAUUCGCAAAAAACAAAUAUGUUGGAGAUCUUUUACAAGAACAAUGAGCAAAAUACUUUGAAACAUAUUGAAGUGUAUAUCUACGGCAAUUUGUUGGUUAAACUCACGCAAUUAAACUUUUAAAUUAAUA
Wasmannia auropunctata (little fire ant) is the source of this 2976-nucleotide messenger RNA. RefSeq names its product phospholipase A-2-activating protein (gene Plap). The record is from RefSeq and is a predicted model, not a curated record. The coding region runs from base 137 to 2461 and encodes 774 amino acids. Gene Ontology annotation, molecular function: ubiquitin binding. Gene Ontology annotation, cellular component: nucleus; cytoplasm. The transcript has 6 exons. Gene Ontology annotation, biological process: proteasome-mediated ubiquitin-dependent protein catabolic process; ubiquitin recycling. NCBI's taxonomy places the organism in Eukaryota, Metazoa, Arthropoda, Insecta, Hymenoptera, Formicidae.